AUGUUUUAAACUUCCUCCUAAAAUUCUAAAGCCUUUGCUGUCAUUGAAAAAUCUGCAGCUUGCUUUCUAGACUUUUGAUUUGUAAACUUUUAAAUGAACAAUAAAAAAGACAAAUAGAUGAUUCUUACUUAAUUCUCACAAUAACUUUUGGGCAUUUUCCUAAAUACUACAUGAUGAAUUGUUCAUAAGUGCUAACUUGCUUUCCUAUUUUCCUCUGUUAAAUCAGAAAAAUGGAAAUAGAUAAAGCUGCACAUAUUUAUUAGAAGUGUUAUUCUUUUCAGCUAUAUAUAAUUGUAGCUGAUAAGAUUCUUUUAUUGCUGCAGGUCGCUUUGAGCUUGUAUGCAAUUUUCUUUAUUAUUUUAUUGCUUAUUAGAAUAUAUGCCAAUAAUAAUUGUACUGGCAGAUAAACUGAUUUAGUGAAAACGUUUAAUUAAACACAGACCAACUGGGUUGGUUAACAUGCACUAGCACAGCCAUUAGCCCAUUAGUUUUGCAUUGAUGACAGAAUAUCGUUUCAACAUCUUUGAUAUUACUGUGCUAAUUAUGUUUGAUCUGGUCUGUAUUGAUGCAGGUUUUAUGUUCACUUGCUUGAUAGUGGAGUCUAUGACAUCAACGAGAAGAAUGGAAAAACUAGAUAAAACUCUGAUCGGUUCACUGCUUUUGGCAGCUCUUUUUAGCAGUGCUGUUAGCGACGACUGGAAGGCAUCUGUCACAAAGAAUCUGGAUGCCCUAGUCACCUCCUGCGUUGUGGUACCCUGUUCUUUUAGCCAUCCUGGAAAAGCCCUACCAUCCUCCAAACUCCGAGGGAUCUGGCAUAUUUCCAAUGAUAAAAACCAAGUUAUCUAUAAUGAAGAUCAAACACAGAUCUUGGAUCCAUACAAAGAUCGAACAAAGAUCCUCGGGCAACUUGGUCAGAACGAUUGCACCUUAGAAAUAGCCGAUGUGAAAGAUCACGACAAUGGGCCUUUUUGUUUCCGGAUCGAGAUAGUGGGGGCCGAGAGCCAGAAGUUUUCCUUUGUUGGAGACUGUGUUGACCUCAAAAUGCAACAUUCUCCACCAGAAAUCAAACUGACCCAGUCAAGGGCAGCUUUUGAAGGAAAAGCUUUCACAGUCACCUGCUCAGUCCGCCACACCUGCCCCUCAUUCAGACCCAAACUGUCUUGGAGUCGAGGAAAUGCAGAUCAGAUUUUUGAGAAACAUGAACUGAUCUCCCCAGGAAUCUGGGUCAUGGAGUCUGUUCUGACUUUUGUUCCUGAGGAGAAAGAUGAUCACAGUCAGCUGAACUGCACAGCUGUAUUUCACGGAGGAAAAGCAACUACUAAAACCCUACAUCUUUACUUAAAGCGUGCAGCAAACUACAAGAACAUCAUCAUUCCAAUUGUUGUGUUGGUUGUAACUGCUGGAGUCAUUGGAUUAGUCUCCAGUUUAAUUAUCAAAAAAUACAAAAAACGUAUUAUGGAGCUCCAGAGUCAGGAGGGGAGUGUUUGGAAUCGGAUGUCCAGAUUCUCCCGAAGGUUUCGAUCAAAUGCUCCACCACCAUCUCAAACCAAUAGAAGGAUGCAAAGAGAGGACUUUGCUGAAGAGAAACCUUGUGUUUCAUCCACCAAAAACAACAUCUACAAUGAGGACCAUGACGAUGAUGACAAUCAAAACACAGCGGAUCUCAACAUUUGUGGAAACGUGUGAGGAGCAACAUUGCAGAAGCAACUUCAAAGUGAACACAAUCAUCUGAUCAAAUUAUGAUAAUAUGGAAGCAGAAAACGACCAUCCUUACUUUUUUUAUUGUAAUUGUUUUAUCGUUAUAACGAGAUCCACUAUCUCGUGGAAAUCAUAUUUCUCGUCAUAAUUCGAUAAUCAAGAACGAAGAAUGAAGCAUCUUGUUUUCUGACACAGAGGAUUUACCUGUUUGAAAACACUCCACAAACGUCGUUUUUAGUCUAUUUUUUAUUCAUUAGUGGAUUUAUGCUCUUUAAACAUCUUAAUUCAGUCUCUUGCACCAGCCUCUCCCUUAAAUUCCCCAAAAACCCUGAAAAAACAUUGACAGAUUGACAGAAUUCAGGGCAUCUGAGCGUGUCUGCAUGGUUUCGUUUAUAGACGACCGGAAAAUAAAUAAAAUUAAAACAGAUUAGGUCUUUGCAUCCCCGUGCAGGAAAGGGAGUGCGGGACGCUUCCUUUUUCAUUAGUGAUUAUCUCGUUAUUAUGAGAAAAAGAAGUUUGUUUUCUUGUGAUAACGUGAUAUUAUCACAUUAUCACUAUAUUGUGAAAAUUUACUAAUUGUACUUUAGCUAUGCUCUUUUUACUAAACAAACAUGCUUUAUUGGAUACAUUGCUAUGUACCUUGAUAAACUGGAAUUUUGAGUACUUGCUUCUUAUUUUUUUGGUGAGUUCUAACAUGAAUUUUUGUAACAUUUCUCAGACAUUUUAGCACAUUUUUUUCCCAAGAAUUGCUAUUUAAUUUUUUUUUUUAAGUAAAACUUUGUUUCAAGCUAAGAGAAAAAUCUUUGUUUGAUACAAUGAAGGCGUAAAAAUGUUGACAUUUAAAUUUUGUUUUUGCUCUAAUAUUGUGUAGAUGAAGGUUCUCAUUCAUGGUAUCUGUACUCAUUCAUGGUAUCUGUACUUAAAGUCGUCAUGACAGAUAAAGCCUUUUGGAUGAGCAGUGAAACAUAUCCAAAAAAAGACUUUGACUCCAUGUACCAUUGAAUUGCCAUUGAAUUGAUAAAGUUUGUUGCCGUGUGUCAGAGAUGUUCAUUUGUUUUUGUGCUCCGUUGCAUUUUCUCAUGAAAUAGCCAUCUGAGUUUAUUAACAUUCUCUCCAUAAGUGGGGUGAUAACAGGUGCUUCAAUAGAGUGAAGUUAAUUCAUUUUUUAACAGUGAUGGAGUUCUGAGUUUGAAGAAUUAAAUGAAGGAUUGGCCUUUCUGACAUUUCCUUUUCUUUUGCUGGGAAGGAAGUUAAGAGGAAAUAACUGUUUUUUUAGUUCAAAUUUUUUUAAGUACUACACCCAAAGUAUGGGCAGUUUUGCCUCAAACCUCUAAGUCAUGCAGAAACACCUACACUGCAAAGUAUUUAAAACUUUGAGUGCAAGUCUCACAAAUGAAGGAAACGUGAAAUGAAAAAUAUCCAAUUAUUUUCUGAAUGACUCACUUAUAAGCAUUUAGUAAACUUUGACGUCUUGGGAAUCACCACGGCUGAGGUAACUGAGAUUCCAUAGUCAACAGAGAAAUCUAUUAAUAACAGAGUAACAUUUUAUUUAUGGUGGAAAGAAAGGAUAUCGCUGGAAACCGCUUGUUCCAUUGGAGCUUCUGUUAGGGACAGUCAGGUUUUAGCUGAUGCAUUUAUCCUACUGAAUUGAAUGUUUCUGCAAAUUUGGCUUAAUAGGGGAAGGAUAAAUUACUGUUACUUCAGGUAUUGUGGUAUAGUUUCACAUCCCCAAAGACUUUUUUAAUGGAAUAAGCUUUUUGUUUAACCUUUUUUCCAUAAUUCAACUGCUCUCUGUCUUAUAUUGACUGAUUUUAUAACAAACACCUUCAUUUUUUUGUACUGUUCUAGUGGGCUCCCAAUGACAAAGAAUAAAAAAAUGUUUUAUCAAUGUGUUGCUCUAAGAUUUGUACUUUGUGGAUGAAAAGAAAAAGUAAAGCAUUUAAGUCCUUAACACAAGCAGGAAGAGAGCAAGUUUCAGAUGAUAUAUUAGAAUCUUUCUUUAAGACAACACAACUCACACAGGUCCUAAUGAAUUGUUUGUGAUGUGUUUUGAUUAAAAAACAAAACAAAAAAAACACUUGUACUUUUGAGGUUGUUUAUUAUUUUAGAUUUUUUUAUUUUCUUUAGUUUAAGAAAUUUAAACUACUUUUACUGUUGUUUCAUUGACCUGUUUUAAUAUUUUUUGUUGUCUCAAGCAUUUAUUGAUAAGCAUAAAUACUUCUAACA
Messenger RNA from Oryzias melastigma (Indian medaka), 3924 nucleotides. RefSeq names its product myelin-associated glycoprotein. NCBI's taxonomy places the organism in Eukaryota, Metazoa, Chordata, Actinopteri, Beloniformes, Adrianichthyidae. The transcript is spliced from 10 exons. Bases 499 to 1686 code for a protein of 395 amino acids. The record is from RefSeq and is a predicted model, not a curated record.